CAGGAGCGGGCAAAGGAAGCCCAACAUGCGCGAAGACUGGAGUCGCAAAUUGCGCGGAUAUGGCAACCUGGAGAUGUCUACGCGCCGAGGGAUAUGGGGAAAUCGGAGCAAAUGAAGUGGUCGACCACGAUAAAGCGGAUGAGGAACGGGACAGCGGGACGCGAGCGGAGGGACGUCUUUGAUACGCUGGGAAUAAAUCCGUUGAAUGAGUAUAAAAACUUCUCCCUCCUAGCCGAGUUCACAUCAUCAAUGGGAAGGAUAUAUAACUCGAGCCAAACCGGUCUGCGGAAAAGGAACCAAAGGAAAAUCGCCAAGGCGAUACGGAGGGCAAUCGGGAUUGGAUUGAUUCCAAGUGUGCAUCACCACCCAGAAUUGGUAUUACGGGACCCCAAUUGGAGGCCAUAG
Messenger RNA from Eremomyces bilateralis CBS 781.70, 405 nucleotides. Its product is annotated as ribosomal protein S18. The record is from RefSeq and is a predicted model, not a curated record. The transcript is spliced from 2 exons. Gene Ontology annotation, cellular component: ribosome; mitochondrial small ribosomal subunit. Lineage: Eukaryota; Fungi; Ascomycota; Dothideomycetes; Eremomycetales; Eremomycetaceae. The annotation marks the transcript as partial. Gene Ontology annotation, biological process: mitochondrial translation. Gene Ontology annotation, molecular function: small ribosomal subunit rRNA binding; structural constituent of ribosome.